UUGUCGGAGCACUAAGUCGCUUGAUGGGCAGCCGUCCCAUGAUGGUGUUUGGUGGACUUCUUACUACGACUGGCUUCAUGUUAACGUCAAUAUCAUCCAACGUUUUCGCUGUGGCUGUUUUUAUUGUUGGAUUAUCAGGUAUAGGGACUGCAUUUAGUACGUUCAUCAGCUUGGCACUCACGGCUUCGUACUUCAAGGACAAAUAUCCACUUGCCAAUGGACUAUCAACAAUGGGUGUUCCUAUUGGGAUGAUGGCUUACGGACCAGUUACGCAGUUGCUUCUGGGCACCUAUGGCUGGAGAGGAACCAUGCUCUUAGUGGGAGGUAUCUCGUUUCAUCUAGUGGCGUGUGCUAUGUUAGUGCGACUGGAUCCAUCUUCCUCCUCACCAGACAAUGAACAGUACCAAGAGGUUUCGGUAAACGAUGGGGACGAAAACCAGUCGGCGGGAGAAGGCAGAGAUUGUACUGAUGACAAAACUGAUAACUCAAAGAAGAGUUGCUGCGAUCCAGACCAUCGACAAAAUAGGACUGGAAUGUGUUGCCGAAACAUUGUGAAAGCAAUUGAUAUGGCUUUGCUGACAGAUGUCAGGUUUGUUUUGCUAAUUUGUGCGAGAUGCACAGCCAAUUUUACCUAUAGUGCAUGGGUGGUUUACAUGGUGUCGCACGGGCAGUUUCAGGGCCUUAGUGAAAUUCAAGCUUCGUUUCUGCCCACUGCGUUCGGUGUUGGCAACGUUAUCGGAAAGUUGGUAUUGCCAUUCCUGCAGCAGAUCGGCAUUAAACCGUCCAUGACAUUCUGGGCGUGUUUUGGGGCAGGUAUCGUCAAUGUAUCGUUCCUCCUUGACGCCUUCAUCAGACCUUUCAUCGGACAGUUAGCUCUUACUGGAUUCGUAGGCGUUGGUUACGGUGUGGUUUUUCAAGCCCUUGACGUCAUGGUACGGUUUCUUGUGAGUGAUGACCGGUUUGUUAGUGUCCUGGGAUGGCAAGGAAUGUUCGUUGGCGUUGCUGGGACACUCGGUGGAUUGAUAUCAGGAUGGAUUUACGAGUGGACGGGAGGUUUCAGUAUAGUUCUCUGCGUGUUUGCUGGAGUGACGUUGCUUUCUAUUCCCUUCUUCGUUACCGAAGCUCUAUACGCCAAGCGAAAGGCACUCUAACAUGGAUCAUAUUCUAAAAUUUUUGGAUCCUAUAAUUUUCGUUUCCCUUGUCCCUGUUGCAUCAGACAUGUACGAUUUUGUUAAUGCUGGAUGAACCCCUUAAACCCUUUACCCUAAAAGUGUUUGUCAAGCUAACUACAUAACCAACAGUUGAGAAUAGUUUGAGCUCAUGUUUAUAAUGAUACUGAAAGGUUAAAAAGUUCCGAGUUAUCAGGAACAGGAACAAUGUAACACAUUGGACCCGAAAUUUAUAACAUGAUCAUGCGUUUGUGUGACAGUUAAGGUGCAUGCAUGGACAUCCGAUUAUACAGCAUAUUGCGCUCUAUGCAGCCGAACGACAUCAAUGGUAGAGGGCGCUAUCGAUGAGACGAAUCCGUUUCGUCCAUAGUGCCAUCUACUGUUGAUGUCGUUCGGCUGCAUAGCGCACUAUAGGCGACCUAUGAGCUCCGUGCGCUACCAAAAGAGGGCGCCCUUUUACCUAACAA
Patiria miniata (bat star) is the source of this 1636-nucleotide messenger RNA. Its product is annotated as monocarboxylate transporter 2-like. Gene Ontology annotation, biological process: monocarboxylic acid transport; transmembrane transport. The record is from RefSeq and is a predicted model, not a curated record. The coding region runs from base 24 to 1151 and encodes 375 amino acids. Gene Ontology annotation, molecular function: monocarboxylic acid transmembrane transporter activity. The transcript is spliced from 3 exons. NCBI's taxonomy places the organism in Eukaryota, Metazoa, Echinodermata, Asteroidea, Valvatida, Asterinidae.